AUGUUGACUGCCAAAAUAGGUAAAAUUGGCAAAGUGCUUAUAUGUGGUAUGAAAGGUGUUGGCAAAACGGCAUUGUUGGAGCAACUAAUUUAUGGGAAUGUCAAUAUGGAUACGGAAUUACAUCCCACUAUAGAAGAUAUAUAUGUUGCUAGUGUGGAUACAGGACGCGGUGGAGCACGUGAGACUCUUCGAAUUUACGACAGCGCAGGACUACAGGGAAAGGGACAACUGCCACGCCACUAUCUUUAUUUUCCAGAUGGUUAUGUACUGGUGUAUGAUCCAACAGAUCCUAGUAGUUUAGAUAUGUUAGCAGAUAUUAAAACCGAUAUCGAUCGUAAUAAGGAGAAAAAAGAUAAUGUAGCAAUAAUCGUUUUGGCUAAUAUGCGUGCACGCAGCAGACGUGAUUCACCGGCAUCGCCAUCCAUUCAAGUAACGCAGCCACAAUCACAGCAACAGCAACCCGAUCCAGUGGAGUCUGUAUUGAAUCGUGCAAAUAGUUGGUGCGCACGUGAACGUAUUAAACAUUACACUGUAAAUGCCAUGGAACGUCCAUCUUUGUAUGAACCAUUUAUAUCAUUGUGCGCUCGUUUACAUCCGCCACCGACAAAGAGCAGUUUCCCACAAUUGCGUCAGGUAAUGCAGAAAACUCAGAAAAAUGAUAGCUAGGACGGGGAAUCGGAUGGCGGUGGUGAUAAUAUGCUAUGGUGUAUUACAGGCUGCCAGCGUACCGGCAGUGGUGGUGAUGGCCAGUAAGUUAUUAUACAACAUAAUAGCAGUAUCGAAAUUGUAUUAAAACUGUUUAAAAAUUAAUAUUGCAUAUUACAGUAAUCUUGACUUUUACUACUUACUAUAAUUAGUACUUAAAUAAAUUAUGUAUAAAAUUUCUUCAUACGAAAUUAUGGCUGUUAAAUUAAUUAGCA
Bactrocera latifrons is the source of this 920-nucleotide messenger RNA. It is a transcript of the gene kappaB-Ras, whose product is annotated as NF-kappa-B inhibitor-interacting Ras-like protein. Gene Ontology annotation, molecular function: GTPase activity; GTP binding. The record is from RefSeq and is a predicted model, not a curated record. The transcript is spliced from 2 exons. Gene Ontology annotation, biological process: canonical NF-kappaB signal transduction. The coding region runs from base 1 to 666 and encodes 221 amino acids. Lineage: Eukaryota; Metazoa; Arthropoda; Insecta; Diptera; Tephritidae.